AAACUGUUUUCAAUAUGAUUGGAAGUCCUUUUAUCUCCUCUAAGUCUAUAAUUAAUGUAACUCGAUUUAACAAGGAAUAAACUUGCAAAAGUGGCUGUUGUGUUCUGAAUCUGUUCAGUUUUAGUUUGGCCGUAGCGUAGAACAUACCGUGGGCAGUUAGACCAUCGAUGCAAUCUUUCCAUCGUUGUUAGUUUGAAAUUGAUUGUAACGUGUGUAGUUUGUUCGUGUUAACGUUCGUUGUGCAUGAACGGUCGCAUUUGCUAGUUUCGUCGGGUUGCCGCAAAAAGUGUUGAAGAGAUACGAACUGUUUUAACAUACAAAACCGAAAGAGCUGGUUUGAUCGCUGCAAGUUUAACAAUGUUAUGAGCAGCUGUGAAUAGUGACAGAAAUAUUAAACAUUACGAUGAUAAUACUAGUGAUAACCAGUGUUUUGACCACCGCACUCGUCAGUUGGCUAUGGCGAGAGAUUAGGAGACCUCCAAAUUUUCCACCUGGUCCCCAAUGGCUCCCUAUCGUCGGUAAUACGCCUCUGAUCCGCAAAUUGACUCGUGACUGCGGUGGUCAACAUUUAGCCUUCAAAGCCAUAUCCAAGCAGUACAAAAGCCCUGUUAUAGGACUCAAACUAGGCCAGGAAUACGUUGUUGUGGCUCUACAGUAUCCGGCCGUUGUGGAAGCUCUUACCAAGGAGGAUUUCGACGGCCGACCUGAUAAUUUCUUUAUUCGACUGAGAACCAUGGGUACUAGGUUAGGAAUGACCUUUACGGAUGGACCAUUUUGGACAGAACAUAGGAAUUUCGUCGUACGCCAUCUGCGACAAGCGGGCUAUGGAAGGCAACCAAUGCAGCUGCACAUACAAAACGAGCUGAAAGAGUUAAUUGGGAUCAUCAGAGAUUUGGAAGGUGAACCUGUUUGGCCCGGCAGUAUCCUUCCGAUCGGUGUUAUCAAUGUGCUGUGGACUUUUACAACUGGUUCGAGAAUUCCACGGAAUGAUCAAAGACUUCCAAGAUUACUGAAACUCAUGCGAGAUAGAUCCAAGGCAUUCGACAUGUCCGGAGGUGUACUGAGUCAACUGCCAUGGCUGCGUCAUAUUGCUCCAGAGUGGACUGGGUACAACCUAAUCAAGCGAUUCAAUCAAGAAAUUCUCGAGUUUUUCAGGCCAGCCAUCGAGACACAUCAUCAGGAAUAUACUGAAGAGAAAUGUUCGGAUGAUUUGAUCUACGCCUUUAUCAAGGAAAUGAAAGGUAGACAAGAUGAUCCAAGCUCUACGUUCACUGAUCUGCAGUUAACGAUGAUCAUACUUGAUAUAUUCAUUGCUGGUUCGCAGACAACCAGUACUACCAUCGACAUUGCCCUUAUGGUAUUAGCUAUGAACAAUGAAAUCCAGAAAAAGAUCCACACAGAAAUCGAUGAAAAUUUGCAUCAAGACGAAAUACCCAUGAAUUACGAUCGUACAAGUUUGCCCUACACUGAGGCUUUCUUACUCGAAGUAAUGAGAUUGCACCAAAUUGCACCGAUCGGUGGUCCCAGGAGAGCGCUCUCCGAAUGUACACUUGCAGGCUACCGAGUUCCAAAAAAUGCCACCAUCCUGAUGGGACUUGACACAGUUCAAAUGGAUCCGGAACAUUGGGGCGACCCUGAAAACUUCAGACCCGAACGUUUCCUCAGUUCCGAUGGGAAAAUCAUCAACACUGAUCGAUUGAUUCCGUUUGGUCUGGGGAGAAGAAGAUGCCUUGGGGAUUCAUUGGCACGAUCGUGUAUGUUUACGUUUCUGGUUGGAAUUUUACAGAGUUUUAGGCUUCGAUUACCGGUAAAUGGCUCAGAAGUGCCAAGCCUGAAACUACUGCCAGGAAUUACGCUUUCACCAAAACCGUACAAGAUCGUGUUCGAGCCGAGAAUUAAAUAAAAUUAUUCUAAGCUAGACUUACCG
Messenger RNA from Aedes albopictus (Asian tiger mosquito), 1927 nucleotides. Its product is annotated as probable cytochrome P450 305a1. The transcript has 3 exons. Gene Ontology annotation, biological process: xenobiotic metabolic process. Lineage: Eukaryota; Metazoa; Arthropoda; Insecta; Diptera; Culicidae. Bases 404 to 1903 code for a protein of 499 amino acids. The record is from RefSeq and is a predicted model, not a curated record. Gene Ontology annotation, molecular function: oxidoreductase activity, acting on paired donors, with incorporation or reduction of molecular oxygen, reduced flavin or flavoprotein as one donor, and incorporation of one atom of oxygen; heme binding; iron ion binding. Gene Ontology annotation, cellular component: intracellular membrane-bounded organelle; cytoplasm.